GCGGUCUUGAUGGAGACAAGGACAUCUUUUUUGAGAUGGAGAGAUGUGUUACAUAAUCAGGAGACAGUCCCCCCGAAAGGGGCUCGCCCCGCCGGCUCGGUCUCUAUGUAGUCUCUGUCUUAUCUGAGCACUACUCACGCUGGGAAAAGACUCAAGCGUCCUUCAACAACUACAUUUUUGUAUCUUGAUACCACAAAACACUUCGGCCGAUUCGACCAGGAUUUUGCUGAUAGCUGGAUAACACGAAAAAAAAAAAUCCCAGAUGGGUCUAUUCGCAUUUGUCUCAUUCUUGGUGGUUACCACGCUGGGCACCCUCUAUCCGAUCUAUCUCUCGUAUAAGGCCAUCAAAAAUAACGACCUCCAAUCGCUCGAAAUUCUGCUAAUGUUUUGGGUCGUCAUGGGCACCAUUAACGCCAUCGAGUAUGCCUUUGGAUGGUUUCUACAUUGGAUCCCGUUCUUUUAUCAAUUUAAGAGCGCAUUCAUCUUAUGGCUUACCCUCCCACAAAUACAAGGAUCUACAUACGUCUAUGUCACCUACAUCCAUCCAUUCUUGCUCGAACACGAAGUCGAGAUCGAUCGAUGGUUGGUUGAUGUAAAGCAGAAAUGUCGCCAGACGGGCACCACCUACUUUUAUCAAUUUGUCGACAGGUUGAAAGCGCUCUUGGUAGCCGCAAUGCUACCUUCAAACGAUCCCCAUAAUCCAAGUAGAAUACAACCAUCCAAUCCAGCAAACAUCCAAGGCACUCAAUUCGAUGCUGCUUCGACAUACGCAAUGGAUCUUCUUCGGCAACUGGGGCCUACGGCAUCUGCGAUCUUCCAGCCGAUGCAGAACCAACAAACCACACCCAGUUACCUGCAUCCCAACGAUUCGACAAACGCACGAGGACCGAGUUCUCAAAGUUCGCAACAACAGAGUGGGAGUUAUCGUACCACCGGGGAUGGCGGAUACCGCAUUCCAGAAUACGAUGAGAUCCCCGUUGGGGGAUCUCGGCCCCGAAAGUCUUACGACGAGAAUGACGAUCCGUCGGCGACGGACCGGUUGAUUUCGCGGGAACGGAGCUCAGACUCGCUCCGCACGAGCGGCCCAACGAACCCGAAAGCCGGGCUCUUCUCCUUCCGGACGAGCAACAUGAGUGCCAGUGGAUACGAGGAGAUCGGGCGAGACGAGGCCUCGGGGAGCGAGAACGAAUGGCUGGCCAGGAAACCCUCGCCCGCCGGCUCCGCUUCUUCCGCCUCCAUCCUCAAUCCUACUCGGCCUAGAUUGAGCGAUGGCAGUCAGAGCCAACCUCCUAAAUCCUUCGAUCAUCCUUCUAAAAGGAGCCUCAGUGGGACCUCUUCUAGAUGGUUUAAUUGGAGCAAUAAAACUUCAACCGAUCUCGAUGAAUCUCCUAAAACGAAGUGAUCUAUCACUCUGGUUGGUCUCUUUUGUAUCCUUACACUUGCGUCAUAGAUAUCCCCCUAUCUCAAUUUGACACCCCAAAUCCUCCCCCUUUUUUUGGUCUCUGCAGAUUUCUCAACUCGCAUUUUUAUAAUAGUUUGUUCUUUUUUUCGUUUUUUAAGGACAGGUUUAGUUUAUAUGUCUUGUAUUUUGUUUUGUUCCAUUGAGUCGAUUUCCUUUUGUUACUGUUGUUGUUGUAUCCUUUUAAGUCUACUUGACAUUGCAUUUGAUUGUUCGAUACUACUAGGCUGGGUGUUAACUUUCUAUUGGUUUCUCCUAUUUUUUUCUUCUUCUUCUGGAGUCUAUCUAGAUAUCACCCUGUAACCUUUUUUCU
Puccinia graminis f. sp. tritici CRL 75-36-700-3 is the source of this 1772-nucleotide messenger RNA. RefSeq lists its product as uncharacterized. Lineage: Eukaryota; Fungi; Basidiomycota; Pucciniomycetes; Pucciniales; Pucciniaceae. Bases 263 to 1402 code for a protein of 379 amino acids. The record is from RefSeq and is a predicted model, not a curated record. The transcript is spliced from 5 exons.